Messenger RNA from Thermothelomyces thermophilus ATCC 42464, 1022 nucleotides. RefSeq lists its product as uncharacterized. The coding region runs from base 120 to 674 and encodes 184 amino acids. NCBI's taxonomy places the organism in Eukaryota, Fungi, Ascomycota, Sordariomycetes, Sordariales, Chaetomiaceae. The transcript has a single exon. The record is from RefSeq and is a predicted model, not a curated record.
ACUUCCUUCGACCUCAUCCAUUGAACACCGAGGCACACACAUACGCCUUUUAUACACACUUACCUCCUAAUAAUCAACCCAAAAGUAAGGCCUCACCUCGGGCUGUCCACUCGUUUUAAAUGUUCCGCACACCCAAAGCCACCGGCGCCAGUAGUAAUCAGAUGGCUCGCUCAAACAACAACAACAACAACAACAACAACGAUUACAACAACAACACGGCCGCCCGCCCGGGAACUCCGCCCUCCCCAACAAACGGCUCCGAAAAGCCCCUCCCGGAUCCCGGCUCCUCGGCCACGCCCCAGCGCCCGGGCACCUCGGGCACCGAAGCGGCCCUCAAGAUGACGCGCCGCCAAGCCUCGGAGAAGUACCGCCAGGCCCAGCGUGCCGAGCGUAUCUACCGGGCUAAGAAGCGCUCCGCCAUAGCGCGGGCCAACUACGCCGACGCCAAGCAGAACUUCCGCCAGGCCCGCUCGCACUUCGCGCUCGGCUGCAAGCUGCUGGUCGCCGCCAUCCGGGGGUGGCCGUACAUCGUGCGUGAGAAGAGGGAGGCGAGACGGGUCAAGGCCGAGGAGGAGAUGAGGCGCAAAGUGCUGGAGAAGAAGAGGCGGUUGGACGAGAAGCUCGGCGUGGUCGGUGAGGGCGCUAACCAGGAGGCGGGGGAGGAAGGGCGCUAAGGUCGUUACCCAACCGAGGGUGGUUCUAGGGUUGACCUGAGGUUGUUGACCUUGAGUUGGCCUGGAGAACGACCACAGAAGCGGAGGGGGGAGGGGGAAGGAAAGGAGGGCGACUGAAGUGAGAAGAGGGACACACUCACGGCGGCAUUUCUCCUCCCUCCACUUCUCCCAAAAGACACCAACACACAGCCACACACACACACAUAUCUACACACACACUCACUUCCAGCCCGCUCGGGCUUUGGUCAUUUUUCGUUCUUUCUUCCUCCGGUCUUUCCUAUGUCCCUGUUCUGGCCCGCGUCUGUCGACUUUGCCGACUCUUUCAUUCUUCCUUUUCUCUGGCGUUUU